AUGGGCUCAAUCCUUCAUUCAAGUCAACCGCAACGUCAAUCUCAACAACUUCCUGAUUUACCAGAUUUCAUAACGAAAAUUAUUCAUGAUUUAAAUUUACCAGUUUUAAUCGUUGUCGUUGGCUUAAUUUACGUUCAUCGGCUUAAAAAACAAUUACCUGAAAACUAUAAAACUGAGUACGGAACCGCCCAUAGGGUUUUUAUUAGUUCUAUUCUAGUAGCUAGUAAAUAUGUCGAUGAUGUACCAAUUACCGCUAGAAAAAUGUCAGAAUCUGUUGGAAAAGAUGUUUGGUCAAUCAAAGAAAUAAUAAGAAUGGUCCCUAAGCCAUCUGAUUUUGGAAUGGAAUAUACUGAAGAAAUAUUAUCUACUAAAGAUGAUGUAAAUAUUAGAGCUUAUAUUUGUAAAUUACCUCAAGAUGCAAGAAAUAGGCCCACAAUCUUAUUUUUUCAUGCCAACGCCGGAAACAUGGGACAUAGAUUACCAAUUGCUCAAAUAUUUUACGUUCAAUUCAAAUGUAAUGUGUGUUUGAUUUCUUAUAGAGGUGAGGGUAGGCCCUCUGAAAAAGGCAUUCGAAUUGAUGCACAAACUUUUUUAGAUCAUGUAAUGAAAGAUGAUGAUUUAAAGAAUACUAAGCUUAUAACGUUUGGUCAAUCACUUGGUGGUGCUAUAUCAAUUGAUUUGGUUUCGAGAAAUGAAGAUAAAUUCAGUGCUAUGAUCUUAGAAAAUACAUUUUUAAGUAUUCCAAAAGUGAUACCUUAUGUCAUGCCUCAGUUGAAAUAUUUAUCAUUUUUAUGCCAUCAAAUUUGGCCUUCAGAAACCUCAAUACAACAAAUAGUUCAUACUCCAAUAUUAUUCUUAUCAGGUGCGCGUGACGAAAUAGUACCGCCAUCUCAUAUGACUGAUUUAUUCGAAUUGUCACAAACAAAGGUCAAAGAAUUUAAAAGGUUUGAUAAUGGUUUUCAUAAUGAUACUACUCUUCAACCGGGAUAUUUUGAAACUAUUAGUGAAUUUUUAAAAAAAGAAAAUUUUUGGGACGAUGAAGGCAAGGAAUGGGUCGAAAUUUAG
This is a messenger RNA of Cetraspora pellucida, 1065 nucleotides long. The record is from the annotation of a GenBank genome assembly. NCBI's taxonomy places the organism in Eukaryota, Fungi, Glomeromycota, Glomeromycetes, Diversisporales, Gigasporaceae.